AUGGAGGGCGCUGGUGAAGCACCCAUGAGCACCUUCAUCAUGGAUGAGGAGACGCUCAAGAGGAAGCAGAGAGAGAAACUCAAGAAGCUCCAGGCCACAGGUGGAAACCCACGGCCGGCGAGAUCCCUCCUCUUCCUCACGCUGAAGAACCCCUUCCGCAAGGCCUGCAUUAACAUUGUAGAGUGGAAACCGUUUGAAAUCAUCAUCCUCCUCACCAUCUUUGCAAACUGUGUCGCUCUGGCCGUUUUCAUGCCCAUGCCUGAGGAAGAUACGAAUAACACCAACAGCAACUUAGAGAGUCUCGAGUACAUUUUUCUCAUCAUAUUCACUAUGGAAUGUUUCCUGAAGAUUGUCGCGUACGGGCUUCUCUUUCACGCCGAUGCUUAUUUGCGGAACUGCUGGAAUAUUUUAGAUUUUGUAAUUGUGACAAUGGGGUUGUUCACUGUUGUUGUGGACUUCAUCAAUAACAUCAGCGGCGUGGAGGCACCGGUGGAACAGAAAGGAGGGUUUGACAUGAAAGCCCUCCGAGCGUUUAGAGUCCUGCGGCCCCUGAGGCUCGUCUCUGGGGUCCCCAGCCUGCAGGUGGUGAUGAGCUCCAUUCUCAAAUCCAUGCUGCCCCUGUUCCACAUCUCUCUGCUGGUCUUCUUCAUGGUCACCAUCUAUGCCAUCAUAGGCCUGGAGCUUUUCAAAUGCAAAAUGCAUAAAACAUGUUACCACGUCGGCACAGAUAUCAUCGCCACGGGGGAUGAUGCGCAGGCGGCUCCGUGCGCUCAGGCCGGUAACGGACGGCGUUGCACUCUAAAUGGAACCGAGUGCCGCGGUGGUUGGCCCGGGCCGAAUAACGGCAUUACCCACUUUGACAAUCUGGGAUUUUCCAUGCUCACGGUUUACCAGUGCAUCACCACCCAGGGCUGGACGGAUGUACUUUACUGGGUAAAUGACGCGAUUGGAAUGGAGUGGCCCUGGCUGUAUUUUGUGACUCUGAUCCUCUUGGGUUCAUUCUUCAUCUUGAAUCUAGUUCUGGGGGUUCUGUGCGGUGAGUUCACUAAGGAGAGAGAGAAGAGUUCUCGAAGCGGAGAGUAUCAGAAACUGAGGGAGCGUCAGCAGUUUGACGAGGAUCUGAAGGGGUACAUGGAGUGGAUCACACAGGCAGAGGUCAUGGACAAUGACCAGGAGGGGCAAGGUGCUCAAACACAUUCACAAAUACACUUGUAUUGGUCUACAGCCAUUGUAAAUCAAGUCUGGUACAAUCAUGUCUGGGAUUGGUGUCCACAGGUCUGCUUCCACUACAGGAUGGGUCCGACACAGAAACCCUCUAUGAGCUGGAAGCACUCAACAAACUCAUGUAUUAUGUGUAAGUUGAGCAAUCAAUUGAUAGGAAUGAUUGACUAUAUAUCAUAUAUAAACUUAUCUUUUUCACAUUUAAAUUCUUUUAAUUUAUGUGCUUUUUACAGUCGACAUGCUCGUCGCUGGAACCGUUUCUUUAGGAGGAAAUGUCGUGCAUGGGUUAAGUCCAGGCUGUUCCAUUGGUCGGUGAUUUUGCUGGUGUUCUUCAACACUUUGGCAAUUGCUACAGAGCACCACGGUCAGACAGAGUCGCUUACCAACUUCCAAGACAAUACCAAUAAAGUGCUGUUGUCUCUGUUUGCGGUGGAGAUGUUCAUGAAGAUGUAUGCGAUGGGCCUGCCGUCGUACUUCAUGUCCCUCUUUAACCGUUUUGACUGCUUUGUGGUGUCUGUGGGAAUCCUUGAGCUCAUUCUCGUACGCAUGGAUGUCAUGUCUGUCAUGGGGAUCUCCAUCCUGCGUUGCAUUCGGCUGCUGCGCCUCUUCAAAGUAACACGGUACUGGACAUCGCUGAACAAUCUUGUGGCGUCGCUCUUGAACUCUGUGCGAUCCAUCGCCUCGCUCCUGCUGCUCCUCUUCCUCUUCAUCGUCAUCUUCGCCCUGCUUGGUAUGCAGGUUUUCGGAGGGAAGUUUAAUUUUCCAGAUGAUCAUGUGAGACGGAGCAACUUUGACAAUUUUCCUCAGGCCCUGAUCACGGUUUUCCAGAUCCUCACAGGUGAAGACUGGAACUACGUCAUGUAUGAUGGCAUCUUGGCACACGGAGGUCCGGCCAUGCCUGGAAUCCUGGUCAGCAUUUACUUCAUCAUCCUGUUCAUCUGUGGCAACUAUAUCCUCUUGAACGUCUUCCUGGCAAUUGCGGUGGAUAACUUGGCCGAGGCAGAGAGUCUGACCUCUGCCCAAAAAGAGAAGGCAGAGGAGAAGAUGCGCAAGAGACUUCUUAGAGAAAACCUACCUGAUAAGGCAGAGGAAGAAAAGGCCAUGCUGGCAAAGAAACUAGCCGAGCAGAGAGCCAAGAUUGAUGGGAUUCCCACCACAGCCAAGCUCAAAGUGGACGAAUUUGAAUCAAAUGUGAACGAGAUUAAAGAUCCAUUUCCUCCAGCUGAUUUUCCAGGUGACGAUGAGGAGGAGGAGCCAGAUAUUCCCCUCAGUCCUCGGCCUCGUCCAAUGGCAGACCUGCAACUGAAGGAGACAGUGGUACCCAUGCCAGAGGCCAGUUCCUUCUUCAUCUUCGGCCCACAGAACAAGUUCCGCAAACUUUGCCAUCGCAUCAUCAAUGCUACAACCUUCACCAACAUCAUCCUCCUCUUCAUCCUGCUUAGCAGUAUCUCACUGGCUGCAGAAGACCCCAUCGACCCCAUGUCCUUCAGGAACCAGGUCCUGGCCUACGCUGAUUAUGUCUUCACUUCAGUUUUUACCGCAGAGAUCGUGCUGAAGAUGACCACGUAUGGUGCCUUCUUACACAAAGGGUCUUUCUGCCGUAAUUCUUUCAACAUCCUGGACCUGAUUGUUGUCGGCGUCUCCCUGCUGUCCAUGGGAAUGGAAUCAAGUGCCAUCUCGGUGGUCAAAAUCCUCAGGGUCUUGAGAGUGCUGAGACCUUUACGAGCCAUAAAUCGAGCUAAAGGUCUCAAACAUGUGGUCCAGUGUGUGUUUGUGGCCAUCAAGACCAUCGGCAACAUCGUAUUAGUCACGAUGCUCUUGGAUUUCAUGUUUGCCUGCAUUGGUGUUCAGCUUUUUAAGGGGAAAUUCUUUUUCUGCACAGACCCACUCAAGAUGACGGCAGAAGAAUGCCAGGGAAUGUUUAUAAAACACCAGGAAAAUGCUCUUCACGACAUGGUGCUCGGUCACCGUAUAUGGAUGAACAGUGACUUAAACUUUGACAGCAUACUGAACGGCAUGCUGGCUCUCUUCACCGUGUCAACUUUUGAAGGCUGGCCAGACUUGUUGUAUAAAGCCAUCGACUCGAAUUUGGAAAAUGUUGGCCCAAUUUACAACAACCGCAUUGAGAUUUCCAUCUUCUUCAUCGUUUACCUCAUCCUCAUCGCCUUCUUCAUGAUGAACAUCUUUGUGGGCUUCGUUAUCGUCACCUUCCAAGAACAGGGAGAGCAGGAGUAUAAAAACUGUGAGCUGGACAAAAACCAGCGUCAGUGUGUCCAGUACGCACUGAAGGCCCGACCUCUGAGAUGCUACAUCCCUAAAAACCCUCAUCAGUACAAAGUGUGGUACAUCGUCACUUCUUGCUACUUCGAGUACCUGAUGUUUCUCCUCAUCAUGCUCAACACCAUGUGUCUGGGGAUGCAGCACUGUAAUCAAUCAGAUCACAUCACCCAUCUUUCAGACAUGCUGAACGUCAUCUUCACUGUACUGUUUACAGUAGAAAUGAUCCUCAAACUUGGAGCCUUCAAAGCAAAGGGUUACUUCGGGGAUCCCUGGAAUGUCUUUGAUUUCAUAAUCGUGGUGGGCAGUAUUGUUGACGUCAUACUUAGUGAAAUUGAUGCGGCUCUUGCUGCUCAGGGUGGACUGUAUUGUCUCACUGGCUGUUCUGAAGUGAAUCCAAUGCAAGCCAUUGCAGACUCUGAGAAUAUGAGCGUAUCAAUCACACUCUUCCGGCUUUUCCGUGUCAUGCGUCUGGUGAAACUGCUCAACCGUUUCGAGGGCAUUCGCAACCUGCUGUGGACCUUCAUCAAAUCAUUCCAGGCUUUGCCAUAUGUGGCUCUUCUCAUCGUUAUGCUGUUCUUUAUCUACGCCGUCAUCGGCAUGCAGGUGUUUGGCAAAAUCGCACUAUUAGACGGAAGCGUGAUCAACCGUAACAACAACUUCCAGACGUUUCCUCAAGCUGUUCUACUGCUGUUCAGGUGUGCCACAGGCGAGGGGUGGCACGAGAUCAUGUUGGGCUGUUUGUACGGUCAACGUUGUGACCCCAAGUCAGAAUUCCUGCCUGGAGAGGAGUACACCUGUGGCUCUGGAUUCGCUAUUCUCUACUUCAUGAGUUUUUACAUGCUCUGUGCUUUUCUCAUCAUUAAUUUGUUUGUUGCUGUGAUCAUGGACAACUUUGACUAUCUGACCCGUGAUUGGUCGAUACUCGGGCCACAUCAUUUAGACGAGUUCAAGAAGAUCUGGGCUGAAUAUGACCCCGAGGCAACGGGGCGCAUUAAACACCUGGAUGUCGUGACACUGCUUCGGAGAAUCCAGCCUCCGCUUGGGUUCGGAAAGUUUUGCCCUCAUCGUGUUGCCUGCAAGAGACUGAUUUCCAUGAACAUGCCUCUGAACAGCGAUGGAACCGUGACGUUUAAUGCCACGCUGUUCGCUCUGGUCAGAACUGCACUGAAAAUCAAAACCGAAGGUAAUUUUGAGCAGGCCAAUGAAGAGCUGCGUGCCAUUAUUAAGAAGAUCUGGAAACGCACCAGUAUGAAACUGCUCGACCAGGUCAUUCCACCAAUUGGAGACGAUGAGGUAACAGUGGGGAAGUUUUACGCCACGUUCCUGAUCCAGGACCACUUCAGGAAGUUCAUGAAGCGCCAGGAGGAAUAUUACGGAUACCGGCCCAACAAGAAGAACAAGAACACCACGGAGAUACAGGCCGGUCUGAGGAGCAUCGAGGAGGAGGCCGCGCCUGAGCUUCAGCGCGCCAUUUCUGGAGAUCUCCUGAACGACGAGGAGAUGGACCGAGCCAUGGACGAGGCCGGAGAGGAGGGGAUCUACAGGCGAGCAGGAGGCCUGUUUGGAAACCAUGUGGAUCGGUUCACGAUGGAGAGAGGAACCCCGAUGGCCACCCAAGUGACCAGCCAGCGCCCCCUACAGAUCACAGACAGCAGAGCGGAGGAGACGGAGGCCACGGGCGCUUAUGUUCACUACCACACCAACACCAACACCAACAAUAACACCAACACCAAUAAUAACACCACCAGACUGAGACGUGAACUCCAUUUCCCAUCAUGCAUCGGUGCAUCCAGACAGUACGGUCCAGUGAGUGCAGCCGAGUUCCUCAUUCAAGAGGCUCUGAGCGCCGGAGGUUUGGGGAGUCUGGCCAGCGACGGGCGCUUCGUGUGCGUGACGAAGGUAGAGAUGGCCGAGGCCCUUCACAUGGAUCUCACCGCGCUCGAGAGGAGAUCAGCAGCCGUUCUUAACAAACGUGAAGGACAGUGUGUGUUCAGGAAGAGGAAGAGGCCUGGGUCUCGUCCAGAUAAUACACACUGCCAGGUCUAACCAUCAUCAGAGGCGUCUGGUGGAGCCUAAUUAAGGCCAAGCCAAACAGGUCACCAUUGGGACUCUGAUAUAACUGUGAGGACUGUUUCAUGAGCCACAACUGCAGAUGUGCUCAAACACUUAUUUUAAAUUAUAAUAAUAUUUCAGAUUAUUAUUUUAUUCCCUGUAUUGUUUAUCAAAUAAAUGCAGCCUUGAUGAGCUUAAGAAAUCA
Molecule: messenger RNA, 5758 nt
Organism: Carassius gibelio (silver crucian carp)
Lineage: Eukaryota; Metazoa; Chordata; Actinopteri; Cypriniformes; Cyprinidae
Gene: cacna1sa
Product: calcium channel, voltage-dependent, L type, alpha 1S subunit, a
Exons: 41
Coding region: 1-5547 (1848 amino acids)
Biological process (GO): calcium ion transmembrane transport
Cellular component (GO): membrane; voltage-gated calcium channel complex
Molecular function (GO): calcium ion binding; voltage-gated calcium channel activity
Source: RefSeq, a predicted model, not a curated record